AUGGUGGAAGCUCACUUGGUUGACUCUAAAUCAACAUUCUCGACUUUUGCUCAUUUACUAGACGCCCGCAUACUACGCGCCCUUGCAGACAUGGGCUUCGCUCGUCCAACCCUCGUCCAAGCGAAAGCCUUGCCAAUUGCUCUGGAAGGCCGCGAUAUCCUUGCAAGAGCUCGGACAGGCAGUGGCAAAACCGCCGCAUAUUGUAUGCCAGUCGUGCAGAAAAUUCUUAGUGCGAAAUCUUCGUUAUCUGCCUCAGAUGACGCUUAUCAAGUGACACGUGCUGUAAUCCUUAUACCUACUCGCGAAUUAUCCGAACAGGUCACGGCUUGUCUUCAAAGCCUUCUUACUUAUUGCGAGAAGGAAAUCAUCGUUAUGAACUCUGCUACUGGUUCCUCUACACAUCUUCAACGUGCAAUUCUCGCGGAUAAGCCAGACAUCGUCAUUUCAACACCUUCUCGUGCCCUCGGGCUGCUUCAAUCAAAGACUUUGAGCUUCUCUUCACUGGAAUCCCUUGUUAUUGACGAGGCUGAUCUCAUUUUGUCCUAUGGGCACGAUGAGGACGUUCGACAGAUCUUUUCCGGAGGAUAUCUACCGAAGGUGUAUCAGUCAUUUUUAAUGAGCGCAACCAUGACAGAUGAUGUCGAGGCGUUGAAAGGCUUGACUCUUCGUAGUCCAGCCAUUCUGAAGCUGGAAGAAGAUGAGGAUGGAACCUUACUCCUCAGCCAAUACUCCGUUCAGUGCUCUGAAGUCGACAAAUUCCUUCUCACAUAUGUCAUCCUGAAACUCCGCCUCAUAAAGGGCAAAUGCAUAGUGUUCGUGAAUGACGUCGACCGCUGCUACCGCUUGAAACUAUUCUUGGAGCAGUUUUCGAUAAAAUGCUGUGUGCUAAACUCUGAGCUUCCCCUUAAUUCCAGAUAUCACACGGUGCAGGAGUUUAACAAGGGUGUCUACGACUACAUCAUCGCAACUGAUGAACAAGGUGCCCGCACGGAAGCUGAUUCUGACCAUGAACCUGAGGAAGAUGGAACAAACCCAGACGAAGAUAUGCAACUUGAACCCGCGUCUAAGAAGCGGAAGCAUCCCUCAAACACUCCUCAACCCGGCCCCUCCAAACCAAAGAAACAGAAACGCCGUACUAAGUCGGACAAAGAGUAUGGCGUUACACGUGGAGUGGAUUUUGUCGAUGUUGCUUGUGUGCUCAACUUCGAUCUACCCACCUCAUCUCGAUCAUAUACCCAUCGCGUAGGACGCACUGCCCGCGCUGGUCGGGCAGGCAUGUCAUUAUCCUACGUCGUCCCUAAAGAUCAAUGGGGUAAAAAUAAGGUCGUCGGUGGCCUUGAAAGCGCGAAGACCGACGAGGUUGUAUUUGCGAGGAUCGAGAAAGAGCAAGCGGCACGCGGUUCCAAAAUACAGGAGUACAAGUUUGAUAUGAAACAGGUGGAGGCAUUCCGAUAUCGAAUGGACGAUGCACUGCGGUCCGUGACAAGAAGCGCUAUCAAAGAGGCUAGAAUUAAGGAACUUAAAACUGAGAUUAUCAACUCAGAGAAACUCAAAGCCCAUUUCGAGGACAACCCACACGAUCUAGAAUAUCUACGCCACGACAAACCGCUACAUCCCACCAGGGUCCAGACUCACAUGAAACAUGUACCGAAAUAUUUACUUCCUCGUCUAGUUUCAGCUCCAGCCAUCGAAGCUGAAAAGUCUCAAGUUGGUUUCGUGUCAUUCAAAAAGUCCUAUGCACGUGGUUGUGGCCGCAGUGGUGCUCGCGAUAGUAGAGGUGGUGGGGGCGGAAGUCGCGGUGGGAAGAAAAAAUCUGAUCCUCUGAAGAAGUUUCGGUAG
Messenger RNA from Suillus bovinus, 1839 nucleotides. RefSeq names its product DEAD-domain-containing protein. Gene Ontology annotation, molecular function: nucleic acid binding; ATP binding. Gene Ontology annotation, cellular component: nucleolus. The transcript has 9 exons. Lineage: Eukaryota; Fungi; Basidiomycota; Agaricomycetes; Boletales; Suillaceae. The record is from RefSeq and is a predicted model, not a curated record. Bases 1 to 1839 code for a protein of 612 amino acids.